AUGUUUCUAAUGCUCUUAAACUACAGGGACUACCUUUUCCAGCAACUCAUGUGAAAGGACUAUGUAAAAGAAUAUUCUUAGAGCAAAUCUUACCUUUUGCAGACAGUCUGAGGAAGAAAUGUGCCAGCACAUAUCCUCUCUGUGGAAACGUAUCCCCUGGUUCUCCAGGACAUCAGGGUAUUCCUGGAUACCUUUGGCAAGAGUUCUUUGUACAUCUUUGUUAUUCUGCUGAUGACCACUACCUACUGUGCCAUGAACUUUAGAUGAAAAAGAUUUAUUUUACGAAUCAGAAGUUAAAUACCAUGGCUGCUAUGAGGUAUUCUUAGUGAUGCUGUUCAAGAAUAAACAAAAUACUCUUCUAAGAGAAGAAUGAAAUUGUAAGGGAUUGCAUGGCAGAUUUGGAAAAUAGCAAAGCCAGGUUCUUUCCCCCCCUUCCCCUCAAUUAAACCAUAACACAGAACUGCCAUUAAGUAUAAAUAAGAAGACACCAUGUUUAAUCUCAAGAUUUUGAAAAUACAAUACACAUGGCACAGAUCAUAAAACUUUUUCAGACACUGCUAAUUCUGAUACUUCAUGAUUACAUCUCAGCUGAAGAUGGAGAAACAAGAGCAAGUUGCAGAACUGCUCCGGCUGAUUUAGUCUUCAUCUUAGAUGGCUCUUACAGUGUUGGCCCAGAAAACUUUGAAAUAAUCAAAAGAUGGCUUGUCAAUAUUACAAGAAAUUUUGACAUUGGACCAAAGUUUAUCCAAGUUGGAGUUGUCCAGUACAGUGAUUACCCUGUACUUGAAAUCCCCCUAGGAACACAUGAAUCCACUGAAAACCUCAUCAGGGAAAUGGAAUCCAUACACUACCUGGGAGGAAAUACAAGAACAGGAAGAGCUAUUCAGUUUGCCUAUGACCAUCUUUUUGCGAAAUCUUCAAGAUUUUUAACAAAAAUAGCCGUUGUUCUCACUGAUGGGAAGUCCCAAGAUGAAGUCAAAGAUAUAGCAGCAGAAGCAAGGAAAAAUAAAAUCACGCUGUUUGCAAUUGGUGUUGGUUCAGAGAUUGAGGAGGAUGAACUUAAAGCUAUUGCUAACAAGCCUUCAUCAACUUAUGUAUUUUAUGUUGAAGAUUAUAUUGCAAUAUCAAGAAUUAAAGAAGUUAUAAAGCAGAAACUCUGUGAAGAAUCUGUUUGUCCAACAAGAAUUCCAGUGGCAGCUCGAGAUGAAAAAGGAUUUGACAUUCUUCUAGGACUAGGUGUGAAGAAAAAGGUUAAAAAGAGAAUUCAAAUACCAACUACUAAUGCCAAAGCUUAUGAAGUAACCUCCCGUGUUGACCUGUCAGAAUUGACAAGGAAUGUGUUUCCAGAAGGUCUGCCUCCAUCCUAUGUGUUUGUUUCCACUCAAAGAUUUAAAGUGAAAAAGACAUGGGAUUUGUGGAGAAUUCUAAGCCUGGAUAAGAGACCACAGAUAGCAGUCACUAUUAAUGGAGAGGAGAAAACAUUAUCAUUCACUACAACGAGUUUAAUAAAUGGCACACAGGUUAUUACUUUUGAUGCACCUCGUGUAAAGACAUUGUUUGAUGAAGGCUGGCAUCAAGUUCGUCUCUUAGUAACAGAAGAGUUUGUAACUUUGUAUAUAGAUGACCAAGAAAUUGAAACGAAGCCAUUACAUCCUGUUUUAGGUAUUUACAUCAGUGGACUAACCCAAAUAGGAAAGUAUUCUGGAAAGGAGGAAACUGUACAGUUUGAUAUACAAAAGCUGCGAAUCUACUGUGACCCAGAGCAAAAUAAUCGAGAAACAGUCUGUGAGAUCCCGGGAUUUAAUGGAGAGUGCAUGAAUGGCCCUAGUGAUGUAGGCUCCACGCCUGCCCCCUGCAUAUGCCCUCCAGGGAAACAAGGACCUCCAGGCCCCAAAGGUGAUCCUGGGCAGCCUGGGAAUCAUGGUUAUCCUGGUCAGCCUGGUCCAGAUGGUAAGCCUGGAUAUCAAGGAUCAGCAGGAACUCCAGGUAUCCCAGGAACUCCAGGGGUUCAAGGACCACGUGGCUUACCAGGUAUCAAGGGAGAGCCAGGGAAAGAUGGGGCUAAGGGUGAUCGUGGACUACCUGGUUUUCCUGGAUUACAUGGCAUGCCUGCACCAAAGGGAGAAAGGGGUCCUAAAGGAGAUCAAGGAGUGCCAGGAAUAUAUGGAAAAAAGGGCUCCAAGGGAGAGAAAGGUGAUACCGGGUUUCCAGGAAUGCCUGGGCGAUCUGGAGACCCUGGCAGAAGUGGGAAAGAUGGAUUACCAGGAAUUCCUGGUUUCAAGGGGGAAGUUGGACAGCCUGGAUCUCCUGGACAAGAAGGACAUCGUGGAGAGCCCGGAAUUCCUGGAAUCCCUGGAAAUCAAGGAGCAAAAGGACAAAAGGGUGAAAUUGGACCACCGGGUCAACCAGGAGCAAAAGGGUCACCAGGGGAAACUGGCAUGAUGGGACCGGAAGGCUCAUUUGGUCUACCUGGAGCUCCUGGGCCUAAGGGUGAUAAAGGUGAACCUGGACUACAGGGGAAACCAGGAUCACCAGGAGCCAAGGGAGAUCUAGGAGGACCUGGUGCCCCAGGUGAACCAGGCUACCCAGGCAUUCCUGGUACCCAGGGUAUAAAGGGGGACAAAGGAAGCCAGGGUGAAAGUGGUAUCCAGGGACGAAAAGGAGAGAAAGGAAGACAAGGAAAUCCAGGCUUACAGGGAAUAGAAGGAUUGAAUGGAGAACAAGGAGAGAAAGGUGAAAAAGGAGAUCCAGGCAUUCGAGGCAUCAAUGGACAAAAGGGAGAAACCGGUAUCCAGGGUUUGGUUGGACCUCCUGGUGUCAGAGGUCAGCCAGGAGACAGAGGGCCCCCAGGACCACCUGGAUCAGAUGGAAAACCUGCACGAGAAUUUUCAGAAGAAUUUAUUCGACAGGUGUGUUCAGAUGUACUGAGAACCCAGUUGCCUGCUAUCCUUCAGAGUGGAAGGCUACAAAACUGCAACCACUGUCAGUCCCAAAGUGCUUCCCCGGGACUUCCAGGGCCACCAGGUCCAAGAGGCCCUGAAGGUCCAAGAGGAUUUCCUGGUUUGCCAGGAAAUGAUGGUAUUCCAGGUCUGACAGGUGUCCCGGGUCGCCCUGGGGCUCGUGGGACAAGAGGGCUGCCAGGGAAAAAUGGUGCAAAAGGCAAUCAAGGAAUUGGGGUUCCUGGGAUCCAAGGCCCCCCGGGACCUCCAGGUCCGGAAGGUCCCCCGGGUAUGAGUAAGGAAGGACGUCCUGGAGAGCGUGGGCAGCCUGGUAAAGAUGGAGACCGUGGCACACCGGGAAUGCCAGGACCAGUUGGUCCCCCUGGAAUUUGUGACCCAUCACUGUGUUUUAGUGUAAUUGUGGGGAGAGAUCCCUUUAGAAAGGGACCAAACUACUAAUUUGUGAUAUAAUAAUUUAGAGGAAUAGGAAUGGUGCUUGUCUUUAAUGGUCUUUCAAGUCUCAGGAAGGUGACCAGCAAUAAUCCCAGGAACAAAAGGACCUCUGACAUUAUAAACAUUACAAAUAAGGAUCCCAAAGGUUAUGCAAUCCUUUACAAAAGGAACUCCAAUAAUUUUUUUUAUAACUUGCAUAAAUUGAAUCUCGAGUGUUUUUAAAGAGAUCGUCAGUUUUAAUAGGAAUAAAAUUAACUAUAAUAUUUGGUAUUUAGUAUUUAAGUGUCCUGCCAUAGUCCUGCUGCCACUGAAGUCCUUUGCAAAACAGCUUCAGACUCCACUGGCAGCAGGAUUAGGCCUUAAAUGGUAUCGGUGAGGUGUAAAUUACUGUGAAAAUUUUCACAUGCAGCCAACAGAUACAGUAUUUGAUUUUGAAAGAAUGUGGCUGGCUUUAACUUCAUGUGUGUGUGAAUUUCAUUGGCUUGUGUACCUUUCAUUUGUCAUAGCUCCAAGUGUUGUGUGAGCAAAAGCAUGUAUUUGAUUUUUAUAAAUUAAGAGAAAUAUCUGGACUGGUUAUAGAAAUAGUGUAGUAUUUUGCUGUGUAACUCCCUUUCUAAAACCAAGGUGAAAUGCAAGGGUAGAACUCCUACUGACUGAAGAAGGACCAAGGCUUACUGAAGAUGGUACUUUCAACUACAGAAGGUCAAAAAUGUCCCAUGCGGGUGAUUCAGUUUAUAUGAAAAUAUUUAAAAAUAAAAUAAAACAAAUGGAAUAUUGGUAUAGCUGGCUUAUAGCUGUAUUUUGAAAAAAAUAAUUAAUAAAAAAGUUUGCACAACCCCAUUGUAACAGUUCUGCAUAAUUAUGGGUUGUUAGGUACCCUUUGUUGUUUCUCCCCAAGAACUGCAGCUGCCAAAUUGAAGAAGUAGGUUUACAAGGAGAAUGGUCUAACUGCUGGCUAACUAGCUGCAAUGUUUGCUACGCUGUUUUCUUUUUCAUUUUAAGCAAGCUAUGUGUAGCUUUCAUUGUAUGCUUUGCUAAUAAGGUGUAUUGCUUGCUUUUACAUAAACAGCAAACGCACAGUUCCAUGAGAAUUUGAAAUCCUUUUUUUAAAUUAAGGCAAAGUUGUACUGAGCUUAUCCAAUGCUUUAUAAGUGGCUUUUUCUAAUGUGUUGUUUUUCUGUUGUCCUACUAUCAGAUUGGUAAUAUGCUUGAAAUUCAAGGUCAAAUAAAAUUUUGUAUAGAACUAG
Molecule: messenger RNA, 4639 nt
Organism: Anas platyrhynchos (mallard)
Lineage: Eukaryota; Metazoa; Chordata; Aves; Anseriformes; Anatidae
Source: RefSeq, a predicted model, not a curated record